This is a messenger RNA of Erpetoichthys calabaricus (reedfish), 1913 nucleotides long. RefSeq names its product lipase, endothelial (gene lipg). Gene Ontology annotation, molecular function: protein binding; lipoprotein lipase activity. The record is from RefSeq and is a predicted model, not a curated record. The transcript is spliced from 10 exons. The coding region runs from base 162 to 1658 and encodes 498 amino acids. Gene Ontology annotation, biological process: lipid metabolic process. NCBI's taxonomy places the organism in Eukaryota, Metazoa, Chordata, Cladistia, Polypteriformes, Polypteridae.
CUGACAGUGCCUUUUUAAGUCUGGGGGAGCGGGAGGUUGGUCUUCUUUUUCACCCUUCUCCUGUUCGGCGUGUAUCGUUUAUUCCCAUGGAAUAGCCAAGAGUUUGUAAAUAUAUUUAUUCAUUUUUGUAACUUUGAAGACAUUCAAUUCAUCUCCUAAAAAUGGAAACAAUCUUCAGCCUAGGGAAAGUAAUUUUUCUGUUUUGCUUUGUAGCCGUUUUAUCUUCUGAACUUGAGAAGCAGGGUCUUUUCAAAGAUGACACCAUUUCUGAGCUCCUGGAGGAUGAGAAUGGCACUGUAAUUGACGAUACCUCUGUUAAGUUUCGUUUGAAGACCACCCAUGAGAGUCAUGGGUGCUUGCUCAGCCUGGGCCAGCGAGAUUGUCUUGACGAGUGUGGCUUCAAUGCAACAGCAAAGACGUUCUUGGUGGUUCAUGGCUGGACUAUUAGUGGACUGUUGCCAGAGUGGUUUGAAAAAUUGGUGUUUGCUCUACAGCAGCGUGAGAGAGAUGCCAAUGUUGUGACCGUAGACUGGCUUGUCCUUGCCCAUCAGCACUACCCCAAUGCAGUCAACAACACCAAAGCUGUCGGAAGCACUAUUGCUCAUUUUCUUGACUGGUUACAGGUGGAACUCAAUAUUUCUCUUCAGAACAUUCACAUCAUUGGCUACAGUCUAGGAGCCCAUGUUGCAGGCUUUGCUGGCAAUUAUGUGAAUGGGACCAUUGGACGAAUAACUGGUCUUGACCCAGCAGGACCCAUGUUUGAAGGAGUUGAAGAUCACAAGCGCUUAUCUCCAGACGAUGCAAACUUUGUAGAUGUACUGCAUACUUACACACGUGAGGCUCUGGGUGUCAGCAUUGGUAUCCAGCAGCCCAUUGGCCAUAUUGACAUUUACCCAAAUGGUGGAGAUAUUCAGCCUGGUUGUGGCUUAACAGAAAUGCUGACCACCAUUUCAGCAGGAGCAUUUGGGGAGGUGGUGCAAUGUGAGCACGAGCGAUCAGUCUUCCUGUUUGUUGACUCCCUUCUUCACAAAGACCAUGAGAGCAUUGCUUAUGAAUGUACAGACCCUGGGCGGUUCAAGAAGGGAAUCUGCUUGAGCUGCCGAAAGAACCGGUGUGGUAAACUGGGAUACAAUGUUAAGAAACGAGCACGUAGGAACAGCAAGAUGUACCUUAAAACACGGGCCGACAUGCCUUAUGCAGGGUAUCACUACCAGAUGAAGAUGCAUGUAUUCAGCAAAGUCGACAUGGAAGAUAAAGACCCAUCACUCUUUGUUAAACUUAGUGGCUCCUUCGAUGAAUCGGAAAAUAUUGCAGUUCAGCUUCCAGACAGCCUUGGUUUGAACUACACCAACUCUUUCUUGGUCUUCACUGACCUGGACCUUGGAGAGCUACGUGAGAUCAAAUUAACAUGGGAGGGCACUUCUUGGUCUUGGUCUUCCAUGUGGAAGACCAUGAGGACUUUAUUUUAUGAAGACCCAAACAAGAACGGAGUCCUUGAAGUCCGACGCAUUAGAGUGAAAGCUGGAGAAACUCAGAAAAAGUAUGUUUUCUGUGCCAAAGAGCCAUCUGAAACGCACAUCACUCCAGGGAGCGAGCUCACAUUUGUAAAAUGUGCUGAUGGCUGGGAACCGAAGCAUCGGAAAAGGCAAUACAUCUAAUCUGAAGGACGAUGCACUUUUUGGGCGCAACUGAGCCAAGACUAAGUGGAUGUUUCUCCUGUCCCAACACUUCCGUGUCUUUAGUUUACCAUUCUGAGGGAUGAAACCAGGAGAUAAUGUCCACCCAGUUCCAUGGGAUGUCUCAUGAGCUGUGGAGAUUAACUUCAUAAAAGGCACUUAUCACUCUUGAACCAAUGUACUGUGUAUAUAUUGCAUUUUUAUGGUCAAGUGUUCAUAAACCACAAUUAUACUUAA